UAUGAAAGUAUAUAUUUAUGUAAAGUUAGGAAACGGCAGCAUCCGCUGCUCUUCCGGGGCGAGCACCAGUAGUUGAGCCUUUCAAAAUUUUAAAGCAUGUGGUAAUUUUCCCGCUCGCUUCCUUCCAAAGCCACAGCAAACAUUUCUCGAAACACAGCAGAACUCAUCGUUCUCUGGAAGCGAGAGAAAUGGAGGUUGCCAUCACCGCUUUCUGCCAAUCUCUCGCUUCCUUCUGCCACCACGUCCAGUCCUCCUCUCAAGCCCUCUCCGAUUCCAUCCAAAGGCGCCCCAUCCCUCUCGAUUCGGCGGCCUCCGCCUUCUUACAAUGCGUCGAUCGCCGUAUCUCCUCCACCAGCACCGAUCUCAACCUGCUCGAGUCCAUGGCCUUCGGCACUGUCUCCUUCGAGGAGCUCCUCGGCCACUGCAACGAGGUCUACAAGACCAACCAAAAGUACAUCUCCGAUCUUCAGGACCGCAUGCGUCUCUUCGGUUACGUUCCCGAAAUGGAGUCGGAUGACGAAGGUUGGGAUGCGGACUCCGGCAUAGAUUCAAAGUUUAUGAGCCCAGUUAACAAUGGGGUGGAUAAGUUUCCUGUUGCUUGUGGCUCGGUUUCUGUAGCACGAUCAAACAGGAAGAGGCUCGAGGAAGAUUCUUUAUUUGAGGACUCCAUCUCAUUACAGAGUCUUGGCCUUUCAGAUGCUUGUCUUGCCACUUUAGCCUCUGAAGGUAAUGACUACACUGCAAGCCCAAUGAUAUCUUCGCAACAUUUGAUAAGUCCUAAUGACAGAGAACAGCAUGCAGAGGCAACACCAUUUGAAACUCCAAAGGAAGUUUUCAGUCCUUCAGGACUUGCAGGUGAUAGUAAAACAAUGAUAAAGACCUCCAGGGAUGAUUAUGAUAGCCUUCCUCCCUACAUGAAAAGUCUAGCAUCAUGGGAGGAACUCCAGGAAGCUGUUGUCAAGAUGAAUUCAUACCUUUGUAAGGACAGAGCAAAGAGUAAUGAUGCAUUUAACCAAGAUGAUCUUGAGACAAUGGGGCUUGGGCGCAAGGGAAGAUCUUACUUGUUGCUGCUAUUACGGAUGAAUCAGUUAGUUGUGGAGACUGUUGACGGCUGCAUUUUUUAUCGCAUCCAUGUUUAGCUCAUCGAUUAAAGGUUGUCCUUCUUUGACAAAUUCAAAUGAAUCAUGUUAUGUGUGUCAAGUUCUUAUUUCAAGCAUUGGACAAGAAUUUCCAUCUCUACAUGUAUAUCAAGGGUCUGUCUAUAGCUAGAAAAUGAAGUCGAAAACCAAUAUGUACUGCACAUUCAUUAAACUCUUGUUUCUAGCGAAGAUCAAGUUGAUGUGUUUCAAAAACAGGGAUAUGAGUUCUGUUUGCAGAUGGAGCAUAUUUGCAAACUGCCUGUCAUGUUGUUAAGAUUUCAGUGUAAACCUGUCUCUGGAAACUCAAAGCAUCCAUAUGAAGACUGAAGUUUGUUUUUCUUUAAGUUGUGAGUUAUUCAUUUUUAAUUAAAACUGCUUGAACCUGUUUGGUUUUCCUGUCAUGUUGUUACGAUUUUGGUGUAAACCUGUCUUUUGAAACUCAGAGCAACCAUAUGAAUACUUAAGUUCGGUUAUCUUUAA
Phoenix dactylifera (date palm) is the source of this 1619-nucleotide messenger RNA. RefSeq lists its product as uncharacterized. Lineage: Eukaryota; Viridiplantae; Streptophyta; Magnoliopsida; Arecales; Arecaceae. The record is from RefSeq and is a predicted model, not a curated record. Gene Ontology annotation, biological process: chromosome segregation; mitotic cell cycle. Gene Ontology annotation, cellular component: outer kinetochore; spindle microtubule; kinetochore.